AUGACGCUUGUGGAGGGCAAACCAGGAGACUCAUGGGUUCUUUCACCGACGAACAAUCAUGCGCAUUUUGAUUGUUUCAGUGGUGCUGCAGGGGACAUGAUGUUAGCUGCCUGUCUCGACGCUGCCGGCGAAGUCAUAGCCACUCAUACGAUCACGAUCAUUCACACAGUCAUCCAUCAACAGCAGCACAAGUUGCAAGUGAAGAACGCUCCACCACCACAAUUCAUGAUCAUGAUCAUGACCAUUCUCACUCUCAUCAUCAGUCGGAACAGCAAUCAGCGGAUCCUCAGGCAGUGGGACAUUCCCACACACACAGUCACGAAUCCAGCACCAUAG
Molecule: messenger RNA, 336 nt
Organism: Seminavis robusta
Lineage: Eukaryota; Bacillariophyta; Bacillariophyceae; Naviculales; Naviculaceae
Source: the annotation of a GenBank genome assembly